Messenger RNA from Nothoprocta perdicaria, 846 nucleotides. RefSeq names its product transmembrane protein 45B-like. The record is from RefSeq and is a predicted model, not a curated record. Lineage: Eukaryota; Metazoa; Chordata; Aves; Tinamiformes; Tinamidae. The transcript has 5 exons. The coding region runs from base 1 to 846 and encodes 281 amino acids.
AUGGCAAACUUCAAGGGCCACGCGCUUCCAGGCAGUUUCUUCCUGCUCUUUGGGCUCUGGUGGUCCGUGAAAUACCCGCUGAGGCAUCUCAGCCAGAGAGCAAGUAAGAAGGCCCAAGGAAAUCACUGUUUCCAGCGUGCGGAUGCCAUCGAAGGCGGUGUCAAAAUCGCCUUUGCUUUAAUAGGGAUGCUGGCGGAGCAGUUCGUCCCCGACGGCCCGCACCUCUAUCUCUACAGCGGGGAGAAGCGCGACUGGGUGAAGCUGAUGAACUGGCAGCACACCACCAUGUACCUCUUCUAUGGCCUCUCGGGGAUGGUGGACGUCCUCACAUACGUCUUCCAGGCGGUGCCGCUGGGCCUGGAUCGCCUCAUGCUCUCCUUGGCUGUGUUUGUUGAAGGAUUUCUCUUCUACUACCACGUCCUUCACCGGCCCAUGCUGGAUCAGCAUAUCCACUCCCUGCUGCUCAUCGCCAUAUUUUCAGGAGCCUUCAGCACCUUGCUGGAGGUCUUCCUCCGCGAUAACAUCGUCCUGGAGCUCUUCAGAGCUGGCAUCACCAUCAUCCAGGGAACGUGGUUUUGGCAGAUCGGGGUGGUGCUGUUCCAGCCCUGGGGAGGCCCAAUGUGGGACGAGAAAGACCACGACAACGUCAUGUUCCUCACCAUGUGCUUCUUCUGGCACUGGGCAGGCGCGGUGCUCCUCCUCACCAUCAACUACGCGCUCGUGUGCUGCUGCGUCCAGAGGUGCAGCAGGAUCGGUGGAGAUCUGUACAUCGGGCUGGGAGUGCGGCAGCCCAAGCGGGACGCGGGCUCCCGCGCGGCCUUCUUGAACGCGUCCGAUGAAGAGUGA